This is a messenger RNA of Parnassius mnemosyne (clouded apollo), 3738 nucleotides long. Lineage: Eukaryota; Metazoa; Arthropoda; Insecta; Lepidoptera; Papilionidae. The record is from the annotation of a GenBank genome assembly.
AUGGAGGAUUGUGAAAAUGAAAACGAACAAACGAGGAACAAGGAUCGAAGUCCAUCACCGGGCAUCAAAUCAACAGCUGUGGUGAAGUACACAGCAUUCCAGAGUCCAGUAGGAUAUGCUCGGUUGCAGUGCAAUACGGACCUCAAUCUGCCCCCCUCAAACUGGGGAGCAGCCAUUGACUCGUAUGGCUUAAAACAAAUAUUGACUAGAGGAACUGGCUUAUCAAGCUUUAGAAUGGCGCAUAUGUUUCCUGACUGUGUUGGAGAAGUGGAUGUGAUAUCUGAUGCAGAGUGCAUUAAGAAAUUACUGAAAUUACCCUAUCAGCCUAAUGGCACAGUGAGCAUGAUGGUUCACAGAGUGGAGAAUACAUUGUUACUAGAUGACUUUGAUGUCUAUGACUACUUGAUGAAAUCAGAGUGGUCUUGGCUAAAAGACUUCUUCUAUGAAAACAUAGUGAAAACUAUGUCUGAACAGGAACGCAUGUCGCUGACGGGGCUGCGCAUGGGUGGGGGUGCGGCAGGGCGAGCGCUGCAGCUCACGCAGCAAUUCCUGUCGCACAGUGUGCUGCAGCGGCCGCCGCAGCCACUGCAGCCGCUGCAGCCCGACUGCACUCACACCACGCCCGUGUGCCUCGCAGGACCAUUUCUACCGGAACCUGAAACAAAAGUGGAAGGCCCGCCCAAUGAGCACCUCUACAAUAGAAACGUUCUCUGGACCUUUGAAGAUAUCCACAUGUUGGUGGGUAGCGAUCUCCCUAUAUUUGGGGAUAAGGACAGGCCUUGUGUCAGCCUUCGCUUGAGGGAUGCGAGGGAACCCAUCAAUGUCCUCACCGGGAUAGACUACUGGCUUGAUAACUUAAUGUGUAACGUUCCCGAAGUCCUCAUGUGUUACCAUCUAGAUGGUAUUGUCCAGAAAUAUGAACCUAUGAAAACCGAGGACCUGCCAAAUAUGGAAAACUCUAGAUUUUCUCCUAAAGUCAUAAGGAACGUCGCUCAAAAUAUUCUUUCCUUUCUUAAAUCCAACGUUACCAAAGCUGGGCACACUUAUUGGCUGUUCAAGGGGCCACAUGACGAUGUGGUCAAGUUGUACGACUUGACGUCUCUGUGCCCAGACAGUAUGGACAACCCGUUCACCACUCCCGUAGCAAUGUUGCUAUAUCGCGUCGCGAGGAAUAUGCGAUUGACGAACAGGUCGAAACACGUCAAGAACUUGUUGGAGCAUGUUGUGAAGUUGCUCAAAGUGGAGCGGUAUCCUCAAAUAGUCGCGUCGUCUCAUUACAUGCUCGCCGAUCUGUACGUGCCAGCGACAACUAAUCCGGCAUGUCCGGAUUUUAAAGACGAAAGCUCCGAUUCGGAAGACGAAGGUGAAUUUGGGAACUACGCGGAGUUUGCAAAAGACGCCGCGAGUGAUACUGAAAACGCGAACGACAGAGACAACACGUGCACCGUGUGCGACGGAGACGACGCUGGCAGUGCGAGCGAGCGGGACAACACCAGCGACAAGGAAGCCUGUGACAGAGUUGAAAUUACGAGUGAUCAUUCUGAUAAGGAGGAGGAAGUGUGCGAGACGAAGGAGGCAGGGGAGAGGGAGGAGGUCCAGGCUGGUGGGCGGGCGUUGGCGCUGCGGCAUAUUGGUGACCGCAUGCGUGACGCUGCACCGGAGGAGAAGGCGAAGUCGAGUGACGGUGCGGGGGUGGGUGCGGGGUCGGGGGCGGCGGGUGCGGGGGCGGGCGCGGGCGCGGGCGCGGGCGCGGGCGCGGGCGCGCCGGAGCGCUGCGGGCGCGCGCUGGCGCACGCGCUGCGCGGGCUGACCGCGCUACACCACGUCACCAUACACAAGGACAAGGUGGAGGAACGAGAACGGCUGAAACAGCAAAUAAUAAUAGAAGAACAACAUCCGAAAAUGGCAAAUCCGCACGAGCCGAUCAAAAUGAAUUACGAACCAUUGAACAAAAAGAAUCAAGAUCCAAAGGAGCACGUAUCGAGAAGCAGACGCCGGAAACGUGAAAGAAAAUCCACAGAAAAGUCCGGCAACUUCUUAAUAGAGACGAACUCGAACAUUGACAAGAACGCCAUUUUGAUUCGCAAAGAGAACAAGAUGGCGUCGUGGCACGAACCUAGCCGCGACGACAAUUUCGCGUGGAAAUUGCAUUUAAAGACAUUGUUAUACGAAAAAAUUUGUCUCGCGUACGCAACGUUGGCCGAAUACAGUUACUCGCAUGAGCAAUAUGGUUUUUCAUUAAAAUAUAUUGACAUGGCUAGUAAGUGUCAAACGUUGUUGAGCAAUAUGAUCAUCAAGAGUCGGGUUGUGGAUGCGAGCUGCUUGAUAGGUCGCGUUGGUGAUAAUUUCUUUCAGUUGAGCAAAAAUUGGAACAGAUUGGAGCAGUUUAGGAAACAAUUUGAGACUGAUCACGAAAUAGACAGUAACAUUAAGAUGGAGAUAGAAAAUGACAUGUCUGAGGAAAUAGAGGGCGAUGUUACGGAUGAAUUUGAUCUAGAUAUAUCACUGCCAUCAAGCGACACGGAAGCAAUGUUGCGCUCGUGCGACUACUAUCGGAGAGCCGGCCUAGUGGCCGGGGCAAAACGCGCAGAGUUGCUGCGAAGAUUGGCGUCGGUUUGCAACGAGCUCGCCGUGCGGUUCAUGAAUGAUGCACAACAGAUCUACGUAAAAUACAUGGAGGAACCGGACCAAAACGACUCGAAAGCCAAGAUCUUACUGAAACAGUUCACGUCAUUGUCUCGCCGCUCCGCCGAGUGUCUCGACGAGGCGACGAGCAUUUUCGAGCAAGUGAACGACGUGCCCAACCUCGCCUUGCUGUACUGCAACAAGGGGAGGUACAUGAGGUUUAAGGCGCAUUGUGACCAGGGUGGCUUUGGUGUGGAGAAGCGGAGACUGUACGGCGAGGCGGAGACGCUGUACCGGCGAGCGCUGAAGAUGCUGGGCCCGCGCGAGACGUGCGGCGCCGCGUCCGUGUGGGAGCUGGUGUCGUGGGAGCUGUCCUGCCACCUGUACACCCGCGCCGUGCUCAUGCAGGACUGCCCGCAGCUAUACGACAACGAAGUGACUGAGGUGGCCGAGGCAUUUAAACACGCUCUUAAAUACUGUCUCUUGAGUCCAGGGCCUAGGCAGUAUCUCUAUCAGUUCCGAGCGGCUAUGAUAUACCACCGGCUGGGUUCUUUAUACCAUUCACAGUUCAGAAUAACGCAGGAGGACGGUCCGAAGCGGCGGACACUGCUGAAUGCGACGCGCACCAACUACGAGGCUGCGGCGAACCUGUUCGCGGGGCUCGAGGACGCCGCCAUGUUCCUCACCGUGCGCCUCGAGCACGUCGCCGCGCUGGAAGCGCACGCCGCAGUGUCACCAAACCUCAAACUUAAGUCGUUACAAACGGCGGUCCAGCUGCUCCGUCAGUGCCAUUCGAUCAUGAAGCUGCUGAAAAACAGAGACCCGGAAGAACACAAAGAGACGCCGAGACCGGAGGACGGAGACGAAAAGACCACGAAGAAUGAACACAGCCUCCUAUGUCUGUACGAAAACCGCCUACAUCACAUACUGAAGAGCAUCAUACAGUACUGCAGGUCGAAGUCGAAUAAAGAUUACGAUAAAAUGACCGAUAUGUAUAAAAAGCUGUAUUGUGCCAGUUUGAAGAUCAAAAAGGAUGAAGAUAUCAGGUGUUACGCGGCCAGUAUAUGCGACGUGCUAGAGACAAUGGACGAGAUCUCAAAGGAGUUCGAAUAG